AACUUUGUCCGUCUAGUCACAUGGCGCCAGUGUCAGCUUGAAGCAAACUUCAUCUACACAAGUUCAAUUACUGCCCUCUUUGUCUUUACAGAAUUUAUGCCUAUGGACUUGGAAUGCCCCAGAGCUGGGAGUUUGUAGACAUCUACGGCUUGGAUCCUGACCUACUUGGCAUGGUGCCACAACCUGUCAAAGCUGUUGUUCUCCUUUAUCCAAUCAAUGAAAAGUCAGAAUCACAGCCAAUAGGCUCGGUCAAGCCAAACGAGAAGAUCUACCAUAUCAAACAGACGAUUGGCAAUGCCUGUGGGACAAUAGCUAUGGUGCAUACACUAGCCAAUAAUGCUGACCAGAUACAGUUUGAAGAUGGAAAACCCUUCCAGAAGUUUUUGGAAGCUACUCUUGAACUUUCUCCUGCAGAGAGAGCCACCUAUUUAGAAGGAGACAAGGGAAUGGGAUCUGCUCACGAAGAUAUUGCUCAGGAAGGCCAGACACAGGCACCCUCAAGAGAUGAGAAAGUAUCAACCCAUUUUGUGGCAUUGAUUGAUAAAGAUGGAGAGCUGUAUGAACUGGAUGGGCGAAAAGAUGGGCCUGUGCUUCAUGGGAAAACCACCCCAGAUACAUUACUUCAGGAUGCAGUGGCGGUUGUGAAGCAGUUUAUGGCGCGGGACCCAGAUGAACUGAACUUUACCCUCAUGGCCUUGGUCAGGAAGGGCUAGUUUCGGCAGAGGGGAGGUCACUUGCUUAAAACCAUUCCUUUACCAGACCAGAUGGGGCAUGACACUUCCUCACUGAUGGGCAUUUCCCUGAGCUAAUUCUACAGCGCCACCUGUGACAUCAACAAGGGACACAACUCUUGUGCAUCUGCAUUUUUUCAGUGGAAAGUAAAUGCGUCCAAUUUAUCAAUGGUGCUGACUGUGCUUCUGUGAUUAGCUGUUGUCAAAGCUUUCAGUAUUUGAUGUAAGUUCUAACUAAAUUAGGCCCAUGCAAAAAGGGUGUGUGUCUGAUUUCUUAGAAAUAAGUAUUAGCCAGGGUGUAAGAAAGAUUUGAGUUGAAAAAAAAUGUAACCCUUACGAAAUCAAACAAUACAGAAGUGGUCAUCAUUUGUUUUCUGACUUUGUAUUUCGAGAAGAUUUUAAGGAAAAUAAUUGUUUGAUAAAAUUAAACAUUAUUGUUUAACAUGGAACAUUUAAUGACUAUAAUCGGUUUUAAUUAAAGGGAAUUCUUAAAACUGUUUUUUUAUUGUUUCUAGGGUUGUUUGGUCAAAUCUAGUUAAUUCCAAUUUUAUCAAAU
Molecule: messenger RNA, 1287 nt
Organism: Liolophura sinensis
Lineage: Eukaryota; Metazoa; Mollusca; Polyplacophora; Chitonida; Chitonidae
Product: ubiquitin carboxyl-terminal hydrolase-like
Exons: 8
Coding region: 114-713 (199 amino acids)
Biological process (GO): protein deubiquitination; ubiquitin-dependent protein catabolic process
Cellular component (GO): cytoplasm
Molecular function (GO): cysteine-type deubiquitinase activity
Source: RefSeq, a predicted model, not a curated record